AUGUCGCGACGAUUCGUUUGCAUUCUCCUAACGAUCAGCCUUGUUUGCCGUGCACUUGCCGACCGUAAUGAAUUCGCGAGUAUCGUACGCACGAGAAAUUCUCUGAAAGCAGCUCGUCCGAAGAGCAACGACAGCCUGGAGGAAAGUUUGGAUAAGCAACCGCGAACAACGAGUCAUCGGCUGGAAUCGGACUUGAGAGAUAAGUCGAAUAUGAACAGAUAUCAGGAGAAAUUGAAACUUGCAAGUUCCAGUUGCUGUGGACCCAGAUACGAUUCGAACUCGUCCACGCGACCUGAUGCCCGUUACAACAGGAUCCCUGUGGACAGCAAUCGAUACUCGGUGAAAUUUGGCGAUCGUUUACCCGUCGAUAGAUACGGAUGGCAAACGCAAGGACAACCGGCAGGUUCGAGCGGAAGCACUGGAAGGCCAGGGGCCGGAUUCUACGAUGGGAGUCACGCGGGAGAGAGAUUUGGUUCUCGACCGAGUUACACUACCGAUAGUCCACGCAAACCAAACGGUUAUGGGAACACCGGUUACGGAGGAUACGGUUUCAACCGACCGAGUAAUUACGGAGGGUCAAUUGGUUACGGAAUUUCAGGUUCUUUCGACAACGGUGAAGAAUUUGGACCUGGAGAGCCGAAUUAUCCGGAAGAGAAUGCUCCCUCGCGUCCGAAUAUUCAAACGCAAAAGGCUGUAGCUUUAAAGGCACUAGCUGGUGUGGCUUUAAUUGGAGCAGCAGCUGCUCUCGCAACGAAUCCCGUGCUUCUACCAAUUGGUGUUGUAUCAGGCAGGAAGAAACGAUCCAGUAUGUCUAACAAAGAUAGAGAUGCGUAUAUGGACUAUAUUUUAACCUUCUUGAAAAAUAACAUCACAAAGAAUUACAACGUGGAGGAUGAAAGGAAAAUGUCUUUUUCUCCAGCGUGCAUCGCUAGGCUUACAUGUGAGAUCGAGAAAGAUUACUGGUUCAAUCUGAGGAAGGGGAUCAAUUUCUCUAAGGAGAAACCAGCACUGGAACGUCGCCUUGUCGAUCGGAUUUCCAAUAAUAUUCCCAAUGAAGAAUUUGCGAACACGCGUAUUAGAAAAUUAAUAAAAGCGGCAACGACUGUUGCUGCAAGCGGGAAAAGUUGCAACGUGUUUACGUGUACACUUGUGAAAGCUACGGAGACUGAACGACCCGUCAUUUUCAAAUUUUAG
This is a messenger RNA of Habropoda laboriosa, 1194 nucleotides long. RefSeq lists its product as uncharacterized. The coding region runs from base 1 to 1194 and encodes 397 amino acids. The record is from RefSeq and is a predicted model, not a curated record. Lineage: Eukaryota; Metazoa; Arthropoda; Insecta; Hymenoptera; Apidae. The transcript is spliced from 7 exons.